Messenger RNA from Sceloporus undulatus (fence lizard), 2521 nucleotides. RefSeq names its product FAST kinase domains 3 (gene FASTKD3). Gene Ontology annotation, biological process: regulation of mitochondrial mRNA stability; mitochondrial RNA processing. Gene Ontology annotation, cellular component: ribonucleoprotein granule; mitochondrial matrix. Gene Ontology annotation, molecular function: RNA binding. The record is from RefSeq and is a predicted model, not a curated record. The transcript is spliced from 7 exons. Bases 259 to 2244 code for a protein of 661 amino acids. Lineage: Eukaryota; Metazoa; Chordata; Lepidosauria; Squamata; Phrynosomatidae.
UUCAUUUUGCGCUAGGAAUCGACCCUGGUCUCCGGUUGUAGUCCAACAGUCAAACCAUCCUGGCUUUCUAAUAAGGAGCACCAAAUAUAAAGGGACAAAGAGGUGUUCAGAAGCUGGACAGAAGUUUCAUAACCUGUGGCUGGAAAUCAGAUUCAGCGACUCCGCUGUCCACCAUAGUUUUGAGCAUCUAUUUGCUAGCUUGAGAGCUGGAAGCAUACUCCUAGCAAGAAGAGAGCAAGGUUCACAGCUUGAUAUGAGAUGGCUUUGACAAAUUUCAGAUGUUUCCAAGUAUAUACUUCCAGAGUCCAAGCAUGCAAGCAACUAUUGACUGGAUGCAGAGCCUUGACCCACUUCAGUCCGCCGGUUAGGAUGCCAAGGUUCUGCUUCUGUAGUUCUUCAGAGCUGCAGAUGCCAUGUUCAGAGACUGGUUUCCUGCACACCAAUUGCAGAAACUACCACAUGGAACUGGGAAAUAAUCUCAGCUCUAUUAUGAGAACAGUACAGCUUCAUGAAGAGGCAGGCAGCAAUUUAAAAUCUAAUAGCAAAUGGACAGAUGAGCAGAUGUUCUUGAAGAAGCUGAACCAUUUAUCAUCAUUCAAAGACAUCUCCAAACUUAUACAUUCGUUAGAAAUCUUAUCAGACACUAUGGUAGCAGCUGCCCUUCAACGGCUGUGUGAUGUUCAACUGGAGGACAACAUACUGAAGAAUCCUGAGGAGAUAAUAGAAGAUGAAGUCUUUAGGUCCCUCUGCUUUCAGCUGGAACAAGAAUCUCCGAAUCUUUCAGAUACUGGUCUUGUAAAUGCACUAAAUGCCCUGGCAAAGUUACAUGUGGACCCCUGGAGCACCUUAAUGGUUCGCUUAGUAUCAGAGAGCCAGGAGCGUCUAGACAAGAGCCAGAUGAAUAUUACAAAUUUGUGUCUUCUUGCAGAAAGCUUAUUUAAACUAGAAGGUCCAGGCUCUGCUAUGCUAGAACAAAUUAUGAACCAAAUUCAAAGUGCAAACCUUGAGGACUGGAAAGCUGACGAAGUGGCUAUGGUCUACAAAGUGCUGCAGCUGGGCAUAGGCGAAAGAGGAAAAUACCAGGACUUACUAAACAAAAUUAAUAAUUUCACUGUAAUUCAAGUUCCUCAGUUUAGCCCCAAACUGACAAGUACUGUAUUAAAUGCUCUGACUGUUCUUGAUCAAACCCAAGCCCUUCCCUUAGUGAUAAAACUUUGUAAGCAUUCAAUACGGCAUGUCCCCAACUUCACAGAUGAUGAGCUGGUUAAUGUGCUGGAGGCUUUUAUUCAUUUUGGACACCAUGAUCAGUUUUUUAGUGAUGCUUUGGAAAGACGUGUUACCAAAUGUGCCUUUGCUAUGCGUCCCAGCACUGUUGCUAAAGUCAUGCAGUACUGCAGAAAGAAGCGCAUCCUCUCUAAACCUAUUUUCAAUGUGGUGGCUGAAAGUUUUGUCUACAAUGCUGACACCUUUACCACAGCUCAAAUUGCUGAACUGGUUGUGCCUUUUGGGAAACUCAACUAUUUACCACCUUCUGCUCCAUCUUUUUUCCGAAAACUUGAAGGGAUACUUAGCACCCGAUUUGCUCAGUUUCAGCCUUGUGUGCUCUUAAACCUUCUUCAUUCCUGCACCCUUGUUGAACGCUAUCCACUAAAUUUUCUGGCAAAAGUAUUCAAUCCUUAUUUUCUGCAGCAGUUGAAAGCUGAAGAACCCCACUUGAGGAAGCUGGUUCUUUCUCAACUGACCCAGCUGUUUCUAACUGUUACACUGGAGUGCCCAUCUUAUGAAGGUCCCAAGCUUCUUCCCAAAUACCGAGUCAAAUCCUUUCUCACUCCAGGCCAUUCUCUAGAGUCCAUGACAGAUGUACAGCUCUUCAGCAGAGUGAAAGUUGGCCUGGUCGAUCUCUUGGGAUCCCGGACAUAUUUUGCCUCCCAUGUGUUAACACCAUACUUCUAUACUCUAGAUAUUGAGAUUAAACUUGAUGAAGAAGGAUUUGUGUUACGAGCUAACAGAAAUGAAGACGUGUAUCAAAGGAUAGCAAUCUGCAUUGAUGACCAAAAGCGAUUUUGCGCCAACAGUCACAAUCUUCUUGGGAGAGAGGCUAUUAAGCAAAGACACUUGCAGCUCCUUGGCUAUGAUGUUGUGCAGAUUCCAUUUUUUGAGUUUGAGCCAUUGAACACCAGAGGUGCUAGAUUGGAAUAUCUGCACAAGAAAGUCUUUCCUAGCUCAUAUAGACUUAGCUGGUAAUAUAACACAAACCAAAUACAGCUAAGAUUCCUGUAGUUUAUUUUUUCCUGUUUCGUUUUAUUGUAUUUUAUCUGUUUGCCAGUAAUACAAAUGGGAAUUGUGCCAAUGUAUGGUAAAAUAUAAUUAUAUUUUUAAAGUAUGGCUGUACUGCCACAAAUUAAAUUUUUGGGCGGGGAGAUAGCAGUAUGUUUUUUCCCCUCCUAAAUGCACAGAGAACUGCCUUCAGAAGUAUGUGAGUGCUUAUUACUAAAAGUGAUUUGGAUGUGUUCAUUGUAAA